Messenger RNA from Umbelopsis ramanniana AG, 987 nucleotides. RefSeq lists its product as uncharacterized. Lineage: Eukaryota; Fungi; Mucoromycota; Umbelopsidomycetes; Umbelopsidales; Umbelopsidaceae. The transcript is spliced from 3 exons. The record is from RefSeq and is a predicted model, not a curated record. Gene Ontology annotation, molecular function: thiosulfate transmembrane transporter activity; sulfate transmembrane transporter activity; malate transmembrane transporter activity. Bases 41 to 973 code for a protein of 310 amino acids. Gene Ontology annotation, biological process: oxaloacetate transport; phosphate ion transmembrane transport; malate transmembrane transport.
GGGCUUUUUCUUUAGUCUCUUUCUCUUCGCUUCCCCACAAAUGACCAUUUCGGUGGUUUCGCCUAUAUCGACAAGCAGAGGUCAACACAAUAAGGCAGCUCCAUUUUGGUACGGAGGGGCUGCCUCAUGCGUAGCCACUCUGGUAUCCCACCCUUUCGACCUGACUAAAGUGAGAUUACAAACCGUCAAGGGGUCUGGCGCUUCUGGAAUGCUGACGACAAUGGUGUACAUUGUCCGCAACGAGGGCAUUCUUGGCGUAUACAAUGGUUUGUCGGCUAGUUUACUCAGACAAGGAACGUAUUCAACCGUCCGGUUUGGUCUAUAUGAUCAGUUCAAAGCUUGGGUUGCCAAGGAUGAGAAGCCUACGUUCUGGCAAUUGCUUUUUUGUUCGACUUCCGCGGGAGCACUUGGAGGCGCUUUCGGUAACCCAAGUGAUGUCGUGAACGUCAGAAUGCAGAAUGAUGGUCAGCUGCCCCCGGCCAUGCGACGAAAUUAUCGGAAUGCUAUCGACGGACUAAUACGAAUCUGUCGUGAGGAAAACCCCAGAGUGUUAGCUCGAGGCAUCGGCCCCAACAUGAACCGUGCGAUUCUCAUGACAUGUUCUCAACUGACAAGUUACGACGCAUUUAAGCAAUUUUUACUGGACCAGUUGAAUUUAAAGGACGGAUUUAUGGUCCACUUGGAGGCGAGCAUUUUUGCCGGUUUGGUGGCUACCACCGUGUGUUCGCCGCUCGAUGUAGUGAAAACGAGAAUAAUGAGCGCAAACAAGCAUCGACAUCAGACUUUGGUCAAGCAUUUAGUGGAUAUUGCAAAAAUCGAAGGUGUCCGUGCUCUGUUCAAAGGAUGGACUCCAGCCUUCCUUAGGCUUGGCCCUCAUACUAUUGUCACCUUCCUGGUGCUGGAGGAACUGAAGCGUUGGCAUUCAUCUUUCGUCGGUACAACUCCACCAUCCGCUUCGCUAACCACUACAUAAGCACCACCAAUAUU